AUUCAACCCGAGCUUUGAAAAUCUUAUAAGAUUUUCAUCCCAAAAUAAACUUUGACCCGGAGCCAAAAGUCUUCCAUUCCGUCAGUCAUCCGAAGGAGUUUGUAGAGUGAACAACAUUUCCUGAGUGUUUUAAAACCCAUAAAGCAUCGAGUCUCCUGUCGGUGCAGUUGCAGAGUGUCGGGUGGGUAGAUAACCAAUGUCUCCUCCUACAACGAAUUGACAGACAGGAGUUCAGAGUUGUGCUGUCUUCCGAGAACGGAAAAAUAUAGUUUAAAGAUGUGGGAAAGAAAAAGAAUCACAUUUAAAAUCUUCUUCCUCUCCUCCUUUGUGUUUCUGAGUAAUUUUUAUGGGGCGCUUUCGGAGGAUGGCGUUCCCCCUAAAAUGUUCCCGUACGGACUGGACCACGUUGAUGUCAACUUGCCCAGAGAUGUGGAUGACAUUUCCUCGCCUGAGAUCAGACUGCAGACUCCAAUUGUCUUAUAUGGACAGCAGUACACGAGUGUGUUUGUCAACCAAAAUGGUUUGAUUUCGUUCCUCACAGAGAUUCCGACGUUUGUCAAUAUUCAGUUUCCUCUGGAUUAUCCUGUAAUUGCCCCAUUCUACUCGGAUGUAGAUACAAGAAUAUCUGGAACAGUGUAUUACAGAGAAACUCAAGCUGACGAAUUGUUGGAAAGAGCAAGAACAAUGUUUUCUGACCAUUUCUCAUCCGCCGUCAAUUUCCAACCCUCGAGCCUCCUAAUCGUGACGUGGGAUGAUGUGGGCUACUUUGAUAGAAAGAGUGACAAGGUAUUCACAAAUAAGUUGCCUCCUGGAACUCGUGUGGCUCCAGAUGAACGGAGUAACACAUAUCAGUUGGUAAUUGGAUCUGAUGGCGGUGACUCGUAUGUGGUCUUCCUGUACGACAAAAUACAAUGGAUACAAGGGACAGGAAAAAAUCCAAGUUUGCCUGAUGCAAAGGCUCAAGCCGGUCUCAAUUCUGGAAAUGGACCUCACUUUGAACUUAAAGGAUCUGGAACCGAUCAAGUUUCCAACAUUCACAAACGUUCUAACGUCAAUGAGGAAGGCGUUUGGAUGCUUAGAAUCGGUCGUGUGAGUAAUAAUUUGGAUGAACCUGACUUGAAUGUUCCUCGAGAGUCGUCUCCUGAAUCAAGUUCCUCGUGUGCGUCUGGUGGGGUUACAAGCUGUCACAGUCAGGCUUCAUGUGUGGACUACAAUCCUGGCUUUUGCUGUCAAUGCAGAAGACAUGGAAAUUUCUUUGGAAAUGGGAGAGUCUGUUUGCAAGAAGAAUCUCCACUCCGAGUAAACGGAAAAGUCAGGGGAGUGUUUAAUGGGGUAGCAAUUGACGACUCUGACCUGUUUUCGUACAUCGUUCCUCAGGAUGGGCGUGCUUACACGGCCAUCGCCAAAAUUCCUGAGCGACUUGGGUACGACAUGCAAACUGUCAUUACACUCGGAACAAGUAUAGGUUGGCUGUUUAGCACAGCAGUGAAAGGGGCACCCAACGGCUUCUCCUUGACGGGCGGCGUCAUGAAUUACACGUCAGAAAUAAACUUUCACCAAACUGGGCACAAGGUUCAACUUCAUCAAAAUUUUAUGGGGUUGGAUGUCUUCUCCCAUUUAAAGGUUGACAGCAGAAUUCAUGGGUCUGUUCCUAUCGUGCCAGUUGGGAAAACGAUUGAAGUGAACGAUUUGAAAAUGGAGUUUACCAGAGUUUCUGCGGGACUAUUACGAUCCAGAUCAUCUCACUCUUACGUUGUAGAAGGGACAUCACAAGAACAUCCAUUUACCAUCGAGCAAACGAUAGAAUAUGAAGAAUGUCCAUUUGUUUCCCCUGUUCCUCCGGAAAUGGACACUCUAACCACAAAAGUUGGGAGACAUUACAUUGUUUACGACGUGUCUCAAGAAAUUGUCAGAUAUGCCAUCACCAGCAAAGUUUCACCCGUAGAUGGUGAGGAUCCAUGUAAAGUGAAUAAAGACAAGUGCGGACCUAACAGCUCGUGUGUGGUGGAAGGAGACAAUUAUCGAUGCAUUUGCAAUUUGGGAUAUGAACAAAGCUACACUUACGAAGACGAUGGUGCAGCUCCCGUUGAUCAAUCAGAACCGGAAUGUACUGAUGUUGACGAGUGUCAAAUUGGGACGUCAACAUGUGAUGUGACCGCCGUGUGUUACAAUUCUCCUGGGUCAUACAGUUGUGAAUGUUUGAGUGGUUAUUCUGGAGAUGGGUACACCUGCACCAAAAUUUUAUCUUGUGCGGAUGUGCAAUGUGGUCAAAAUGCAGAGUGUGUGGAGUUAUCAGCUGGAAACCCUGAAUGCAGAUGCCUGCCAAAAUUUUAUGGAGACGGGCUUUUCUGUUAUGAACCAACAGGGGUUGAGGUUGGUACUGGGGAUCAACCCGACUGUAGACAAGUCCGUGACCUUUGUGACCCUUUUGCUGAAUGCGUGUUUAGCAGUUCCAGCGAGUCCUACGUCUGUAGUUGUCAGCAGGGUUACACGGGAGAUGGUCUAAGCUGUCACAGGGAUACUCCAACCGAUGAAGAGAGUUGUGAUAUAAUAAACAACUGUCACCCAUACGCUGACUGUAAAUUGGACGAAACCCAGAGUGAGUACACUUGCGUAUGUCAACCUGGAUACUUUGGUGACGGAUACUCUUGCCUUCGAUCUCAAAACUAUGGCCCUUCAUACGAGGAGGAACAACAACGCCCGAACCCAGUUUGUGUUCUCGGAAGUUGCUACUGUUCUGGAGGCUAUGAGUAUGACGAGGACCGUGGAGAAUGCAAAUUUUCCUCUGUUGUAAAAUCCUCGUCCACCGAGCAAUCUCAAUGCGACACGGAUUCCGCAAUGUGCGACUCCAACGCGUCUUGUUUAUACCAAAGUGGAAAAUACAAAUGCGUAUGUUUGAACGGAUUUUCUGGAAAUGGUCUGCAAUGUUCUCCUCAAGAUUAUUGCUCCAGUCACUCUGAAUGCAGUCUUCACGGGGAAUGUGCAUAUGAUCCAGUCGAACUUCGCUACUCUUGUCGUUGUCGAAAUAAUUUUGAAAUGGUUGGAAAAGAGUGUCGACCAAAACAGGAAGUGGGUUGCGAUAUAUUGCGAAAUUGUGACACCAAUGCGCAAUGUAGUUGGGACGCGAGACAAUCAAAAUAUGCAUGCGAAUGCAAACCGGGUUUUCGCGGAAACGGUCUCGUAUGCCGAGAAGAAGCUUUGGGUGGGGGAUGUCAAGGUCCACAAUGCACAAGAGAAGCUUCGACUCCGGAAGGCGACCAAAUUGUCGUGGCAAAGGGCAUGUCCCUCAUCAAAAUUCAGUUGCAAGGAAAUAAAGCGGUUCCUCUGACAGUUGAUCCUUUCCAAACGGCGAUCGGCAUUGAUUUUGACUGCUUCAAUCAAAAAUUAUACUGGAGCGACGUUGCCACAAGAGCCAUUAAAAUGGGAAAUGUAAACGGAUCUGGCAAAGGAUCAUUCCUUGAUGAAGAUAUUGGUUCCCCGGAAGGCUUAAGCAUUGACUGGGCAUCAGGAAACAUAUACUGGACAGACUCACUCCGAGAUACAAUUGAAGUUGCCAAUUUGAAAAACCAAGUUAGGAAAACCGUCGUCUCAACGGAUCUUGUAAACCCACGAGGAAUUGCAGUGUAUCCACAACGAGGUCGAUUGUUUUGGAGUGAUUGGAACAGAGAUUAUCCUAAAAUUGAAUACUCUGGGUUGGACGGACAAGAACGCCAAGUUUUGGUAGGGGAAGGAUUAGCUUUACCGAAUUCCCUGGUUGUAGACACUGAUGGAGAUCAAUUGUGUUGGGCGGAUGCUGGAACUCAUAAGAUUGAAUGUGUUGGAAUUGAUGGAAGAAAUCGGAGGACUCAAGUGAUGAAUGUUCCAUAUCCGUUUGGGUUGGCACUUGGGCCAGAUCACUUUUAUUGGAGCGAUUGGGAAUCGAAACAAAUUGAAAGUGCAUCUCGUCGAAAUGGUGAGCGUUCUUCCAGUUACGAGGUUUCAUUAGGAGGUCCUGGGAAAUUGUAUGGCGUGGUUUACAUCCCUGCUCAAUGUCCUCAAAUGUACAGCCCUUGUGAAUAUAGUCCGUGUGGAAAUGAACGAAUUUGCCUUCCGAAUAUUCGAGGUGGUCGAUCCUGCAUUUGUGGCGACAAUGCUCCCGAUGAGUGUCAGAAUUUGUUGUAGUAAUGGAAUGCUGCUUUUAUAAUUAGAUUCACUACCUGACUUUUAAUUAUUUCUUCAUGCACAAUUCUCACUUGUUGUUGAAGUUCACACCAUAUGAUUAUUUAUAGCCUUUGCUGCCAAUAAAAAAUGGUUAUGUAUUUAAUCUGUAGUUAUUAAGAUCAAAUUUGUUAUUAUAAGUAAUCUGUUAUUGGUUUGGUAUGAUUUGUUUACUCGGAUUUUUAAUUGUAAUAGUUAUUUUAUGUAAUAGAUGAGCAUUGCGAGUUUGUCAAACUUAUCAUUCUUUGCUUAUAUGAAAGACUCGAUGGGUAUGUAAGCGAGUACAUCUAAACUACUUAAAUAUAUUAAACAAAUAAUAUAAAUAAAAGUUAAGAGGUGGAUUCAA
This is a messenger RNA of Folsomia candida, 4543 nucleotides long. Its product is annotated as nidogen. Gene Ontology annotation, biological process: cell-matrix adhesion. The transcript has 25 exons. Gene Ontology annotation, molecular function: calcium ion binding. The coding region runs from base 277 to 4161 and encodes 1294 amino acids. NCBI's taxonomy places the organism in Eukaryota, Metazoa, Arthropoda, Collembola, Entomobryomorpha, Isotomidae. The record is from RefSeq and is a predicted model, not a curated record.